UGAAAGGGCGGAAGUGGUGCUGUUGCUGCUAGUUCCUGCACAAGACACUGUUAUUGCUCCUAUCGCAUCGUUACGGACGAGCGGAAAGAAAGAAAGACAGCGAGACAGCCUCCCGCUGCGAACAGGACGUCGCUCCUGAGAGACUCUAGAAACACGUUAUCUGCUGUGGGGGUGGGGAAAAAGGGGUAAACAACGAUCCAGCAUGCUACAGGAGUGAGAUAAAGCAGGGACACCUCCCUCGCACACACCCUGCCUCUUCCUCCUCCUCCUCCUCCUCCUCCUCCUCCCACCGCAAUCUGAAUAAAGAAAACAGAGCAGCAGCAGCAGAAGCACAACACUCACAGGCAUGAUGGGAGUCCCUGUGCUCUGUGUCAUGGUGCUACUUGUCAUGUGUCACAGUCACAGUGUGGAAACACUGGACCUGUCCAAAAGGUCUCUGGAAGACGUGUUGUUGGAUUCCAGCGACUGUGCGUCCAGGACCAAGCAGCCUCUUGUGAUCAACCCUCGCAACUUCACGAUGGACAUCCGUAUGCCCAGUGUUAUCCCUCGACGGUCGGACACGUACCUGUGCAGAUCCAUUCCCGUGCCAACAAACAGAGACCUAUAUGUCGUCGACUUCAUACCUCACGCCAGCAUGAACGUCGUCCAUCACAUGAUCUUGUUCGGCUGCCAGAAGCCCGCCUCCACCAGCAGCUACUGGGACUGUGGCAGCGCCGAGGGCACGUGUGACGACGGCGGCUCCAUCAUGUACGCCUGGGCUCGCAACGCCCCGCCCACUAAAUUACCUAAAGAUGUUGGUUUCAAAGUUGGGAGAGACGCAGGAAUCACACACUUCGUGCUGCAGAUGCAUUACGGAGAUGUCACUGCUUUCCAGGACCACCACAGAGAUUGCUCAGGGCUCUCUUUGAGAAUGACGUCCAAGCCGCAGCCGUUCAUCGCUGGCAUCUACCUGCUCAUGUCUAUGGACGCUGUCAUCCUUCCGGGAAAAAGAGUCACGAAUGCAGACAUCGCAUGCGACUACUCGUCGUAUCCCAUCUAUCCGUUUGCCUUCAGGACACACACACAUCAACUGGGUAAAGUGGUCAGUGGUUACAGGAUCAGAGAUGGGAGGUGGAGCCUGAUUGGAAGACAGUCCCCUCAGCUUCCACAGGCGUUUUAUCCUGCAAACAAAAGCAUGGAGGUGAAGUACGGCGACACCCUCGCUGCCAGGUGUAUGUUUACUGGUGAAGGCAAAACUUCCAAAACCUACAUUGGUGCUACCUCUGCUGAUGAAAUGUGUAACUUCUACAUCAUGUACUACAUGGAGAGCAAACACGCCGUCCCGUACAUGGCCUGCUCGGACACAGGCUCCAAAGAGCUGUUCCAGCGCAUCCCACCCGAGGCCAACGUUCCCAUCCCCGUCAGUCCAGGUCACUCCAUGAUGCACAUGGCGUCGUCAGCAGGUCAUAGAGACGGCAGUUCGCUGGUGGGCAUAAACAACGCAGAGCAAGAUCAAGAUCAGGGUGACCUCUAUUCUCUCAUGUCCCAGCUGAUAGGCCAGAGUCAGAACGUAGUUCGCGUACAUAAGUACGAGCCCAGCCGGGCGCAGAGGGCCCAGGCCGAGCUCAUGGCUCAGAUUGAUAGCUUAAUGCAAAAGAAAAACCUGGGCUCUCCUAGUGCCACGCUGGCCUUCCAGACCAGGAAGGACCCCGUGUUGGUGAGGGACAGAGUCCACAGGUUCCAUCAGCUCGAGGCCACGUCCAAACCGCUGUCAAGCAAGAUGGUAGCUGAAGGACAAGACAACCACCUGGAGCAGGUGUCGUCAUGGCCGCAGGGUUCUCUGCAGCUGGGUCAGGUGUCAGGACUCGCUCUGGACUCAGACUCUAACUUGGUCGUUUUCCACAGAGGGGAUCACCAGUGGGGACCCGGCUCCUUCAACAGUCAGGGUCGGUACCAGCAGAGGUCCCUGGGUCCCAUCCAGCAGUCCACCAUUCUGGUGGUGGACCCGGCCAAAGGCAACAUCCUGAAGGCGUCCGGCAGAAACAUGUUUCACAUGCCUCACGGGAUAACCACAGACAAAGACAAUAACUACUGGGUCACGGACGUCGCUCUGCAUCAGGUGUUGAAGGUGAGCGGUGACGGCAGAGACAGCACCUUGGUGGCGCUCGGCGAAGCGUUCACGCCGGGAAGUGACAGCAGACACUUCUGCCAGCCCACUGACGUCGCCGUGGACACGGACACCGGCAACGUCUUUGUGUCCGACGGCUACUGCAACGCCCGGAUCCUCAAGUUCUCCGCCGACGGCAGAUACCUGACGGAGUGGGGCGCAGGUUCGUCCGACAGGAGGAGGCGCACGCCGUUCCGCAUCCCCCACAGCCUGGUGUUCCUCCCCGACAGACGCGAGGUCUGCGUGGCCGACCGGGAGAACGGACGCAUCCAGUGCUUCAUCGCCGAAACCGGGGAGUUCGUCAAGGAGAUAAAGAAAGACGAGUUUGGAGGAGAGGUGUUCGCCAUCAACUACAGCCCUGCCGGAGAUGGCGUGAUCUUUGCAGUAAACGGAGAGUCUCCGUACCGCGACGCUCCGCUCAGAGGCUUCGUCAUAAAUUAUUCAACCAAGGAUAUUUUGGACACCUUCAGCCCAAAGACAGAGGAGUUUCAAAUGCCUCAUGACAUCGUGGCGAGCAGCGACGGCAGCGUGUUUGUCGGCGACGCGGCGAGUAAGACGGUCUUCAAGUUCACCAGCGAGAAGAAAAUCAGCGAUUGUUACAGCACAGCGCACAGGAGUGCCUCCAUCAAACUUCAUCGCUCUGUCAAGAAAGCUGGAAUCGAGGUUCAGGAGGUCGAAGAAGUGGCGGCGUUCAUCCAAACUAAGCUGAGGCCGGAACCCAACGCGUCGAAGUCCGCCCCUGUUCUCCAGCAGAAGCAAGCCGUGGUCCAGCCUCAGCCUCAGCCUCAGCCUCAGCCACAGCCUCAGCCUCAGCCUCAGCCUCAGCCACAGCCUCAGCCUCAGCCUCAGCCUCAGCCACAGGAGGAGACACAGAAACAGGAGGAGGAGGAAGUGGAGGAGAAGAAGAGUGCAGUGAAGCCAGACAGAGGGGAGGGAACGUUCACCGCCAUCAUCACCACACUGCUCCUCGUCCCUCUGGUGCUCGUCAUCUCCGUCGGCCUCUUCGUCUGCUGGAGGAGAAACAAUCGAUGUGAGGUUAAGAGUGAACCCAGCUCUGUGGGAGGGAUCUUAGGAAAAAUAAGAGGCAAAGCCGUGGGCAGCCUCAACCUGGGGAACUUCUUCGCGACCCACAAAGGUUACACGCGCCAGGGCUUCGACCAACUGAGCACCGAGGGCAGCGACCAGGAGCGCCAUGACGACGACAGCAGCGACUCCGAGAACGAGGAGUACUCCGCUCUGCCGCAGCCGCCGCCGCCGCAGCCGCAGCCACAGUCGUCCUCUUAGGCGCCAACCCGGGGGGGUCACGACCCCCACGACCCCCACGACCCCACGACCUUCUGCUUACAUUUGCCAAGAUGUUUGUUCUUCACCACGUGUGUAACUGUUGUGUUCGCUGCCAAUCUUAUCGUUUACAUAUAUAUAUAUUUAAAUAUAUGCUGUAUAUACAAAUAUUUUAGACAGUUUUAUUUAAUCUUAAUUUAAUUUAUCUGUGUAAUCUGGAUGUGAUUCACAGUCGCGUGGCGAGAGAACGUCCCCCCCGCCCCCUCCCUCCUGAACAUCAAAGCUGAGACCAGGGACAAACGUCAGAUUCAGCCUUAAAAACUAGAGAAAAGAUUAUUUUUUCCUUUUUAAUGUUUCUGCAAGAAAAUCCUGUGAAAGUCCUGGAAUUUAGUUUUAUUUUGGAAAAAGAGAUUUAAUGUUUUUUAUUUGAGCCGCCAAAUGUUUUAGUUUAUUUUGAGUUUGUUUCUACUUGUACUGGAGUCCACACAUUUCCUUAAGACGCUCCAGAGACACAAUGUCCACAAACGUAGCAUUCAUGGUUUUCUGGCGAUUGUCCAGCGAGACUUGACGUGAGAACGCAAACGUAGCGCUGGACAUUCUCUGGAGACUGGGACAUGUCCACUAAAGUAGCUCCAGUCAUUUUCUAGAAAAUGGUCCAGAAGAGUUUUUUAACGUGAGAAUCCAAAUGUGCGUAAAGGUUGGGGUCUGGGUCCAGACAAGUUUUUUUUAUGUGAGAAUGUGAAUGUCUGUAAAUGUAGCUCCGGACGUUUGCUGGAGAUUGUCCAGAGAGAGCGAGAGAGAGACUGUGUGAGAGAGAGACAGCGCAAAUGUCCACUGAAGUCCCACUGGACCUUUUCUUGAAGAUUGUCCAGAGAUGCUUUACGUGAGAACACAAAUGUCUGGAGACGUUUGCUGGAAAUUGGUCAUAUGUGAGAGUGCAAAUGUCCACAAAUGUAGCUCCGGACAUUUUCUGGAGAUUGUCCAGAGAGACUUAACGUGAGAGUGUAAAUGUCCGCAAAAGUUGUUUUGGACAUUGUCUUGAAGAUGGUCCAGAGAGACCUCAUGUGAGAGCACACAUGUCCGCAGAAGUUGUUGCGGACUUUGUUUCUUGGAGAUUGUCUUGGAGAGUGCAUCAUUUUGGACAGUUGCUGGAGAUUGUCCAGAGAGACAGACGCAGAAGUCGCACUGGACAUUAUCUAGAAAUUGUCUGGAGAGACUGAGAAUGUCCACAAGAGUUGCGGUGGACGUUUUCUGGAGCUCAGAAUGUUCCAGAACGUCUCUUGCCAGCUGCCUCGUCAGAUACCUAGAUUUAGUCAGAGUGACCUCGCGUGAGGACACAUGAGGUGAAGGACAGUAUGCGAGCGUUCGAUCUAAGCUCCGCCCCCCUGUCCGGACGCUCCUGACGUUCUCCCGCUGAUGUGAACGCGUCUGACGCAGACAAUCUACUGCUGCAUUAUUCACACGUGAGCGCAGCGUGAACAGUGUUUGGUUUGUGCCUCGUUUCUCCGGAUCCUUCCGUUAAUCUCUUCCAUGUCGUGAAGCUGCAGGUUCGUUUGUUUGGUUGUGUUUGGUCACGACAAGAAAAACCACAACUGCUGCUGCUGCUGCUGCUGGUUAGAGCUCGUGCUCACGGAUUCCUCUUCCAUUUAAGUGAACAGACAAAAGAGAUUACGUGUGUGUGUUUGUGUGUGAGAGACCAGACUCCUUUACUGCAGGUCGCAUGACAGAUUAGACUUGACAGAUUACACGUCGACCAAUCACAGUUUGCCAAUUUUUGGAAUGGGGAUUAACUGGAAAAUUUGGGGGCGUGGCCUGAGUAGCCGUGGAAUAGCGUUGAUAUUUAGCCAUAUUUGUAUCAAAUGUGUUUGUUUUAGCAGAGAUUAUGCCACAGUAUAUUAUUUAGUACGAUAUUUAAAUUCCCAGCCUAAUGUGUCACUGUGAAGGAAACACUCGAGGGAAACUGUUCCACAACAUUCUGGCCUCUUCAUCGUGGUCACAUGACUGCAGAGCUCAGCUCCUAUUGGUCCAAACCAAACCACAGAGACAAACCCAAGCGGCGCCCUCUGUCUUCUGUGUGGGGCAUUGAUCACAUGCUGUAAUUUAAAGGGACCGUACGUGUGUCUGUACAAUGAACAUUUCAAUUUUUAAUCUCUCUAAAUAAAUAAUCGUCCUCGUCUUGAAACCUGCAGUUGUCGUGGAAACAGUAGAUUGUUGAGUUUCAUGUCCAGCUGGUCCAAAAAUCUCAAUCAAGUCGAUGAGUCAUCGAUGAACUCUCACAUUUCUCACUUCCUGCUCUUAUUUCCUGACAUUGUAGCUUGAGUUAAUCUGCAUUUAUCACUUUAAAUGAAAUCUGAGAAUAUUGCUGGGCGUACAUUUGUUCUGCAGAUUAUAAUCUAAUCUAAUAUAUAAUAUAAGGUUUGGUUAAUUACGGGUUUAUGGUGUCGAUCUGGGUUAAAUGUGCUGAUUUUUUUGUGGUUGGUUUUAAUCUUGUUUAUAAUCUGGUUUCAAUUUCGUUUAUAAAAUAGAUUCAAUCUUGUUUCAGUAUGAUUUAAACCUGGUUAUAAUCUGGUAUCUAUCUGGAUUAUAAUCCAGUUUCAACCUGGUUUAUAAUCUGGUCUAAACCUGUUUUUUUAUCUUGCUGGUUUCAGACUAGUUUAUAAACUGGCCUCAGUUUGGUCUUUAAUGUGGUUUUAUACUGGUGCCUGAUCUGGUUUGGGUCUGUCUCAUAAUCAUGUGGUUUCAAACUGGUUAAUAAUCUGGUUUUGUAUCAAUCUGAUUUGUAAUCUGGUCUCAUUCUGCUUUAAAAUCUGCCCUCAAUCUGCUUUAUAAUGUGGUUUGAUACUGGUGCGUAAUCUGGUUGGUUUGGCCAGGAUUCUAAUCUGGUCUGUGUCUGCUUCUUAAUCGUUUGGUUUCAGGCUGGUUUAAAACCUGGUUUUGGUCUAUUUCAUGCUCUGUUUUAUAAUCCGAUUUUUACCCACAAAAAAAACAACUCAUGAAGCAGAUAUAAUCUGGAUUACAGUGCAGUCCAUAUUCUCAGGUUUCAUGUCUUUUUGCUCACGUUGCUGAUUUUAGGAUUAUUUAGAUUCUCCUCUGAACAGCAUGACGACGUGUCGUUGCAUUCCUGAUGUUGCUCUCUGAUCUUCACUGUAACUGGUUUUGCUGCAAGAAAAAAAAGUACUAUUUUCAGUAACUAUGUUAUUUGUGUAAUAAAGUGUCUGCAAAGCA
Molecule: messenger RNA, 6652 nt
Organism: Solea solea (common sole)
Lineage: Eukaryota; Metazoa; Chordata; Actinopteri; Pleuronectiformes; Soleidae
Gene: pam
Product: peptidylglycine alpha-amidating monooxygenase
Exons: 28
Coding region: 347-3430 (1027 amino acids)
Biological process (GO): peptide metabolic process
Cellular component (GO): membrane; extracellular region
Molecular function (GO): protein binding; copper ion binding; peptidylglycine monooxygenase activity
Source: RefSeq, a predicted model, not a curated record